CGUUUGUACUGCGGGCCGGCCGGCGGGCCAUGCUGCUGCGGAGCGUAGUCGGGGGAGGCGGCGGCAUGACCACCGCUGCCCUGAGCCCGGGCCCGCGCCUCCACGCCAACCGGGAUUGGUGCCGAAGGCUUCCUGGAGGCAGCAGCGCUUUUCCUCCGCACCGAGGAUGCGGGACGGACCCCGGGAAAGGGGGCGCCCCAGCGGACUCGGACGGCUCCGGUCAGCCCAGUGAGGCUCCCGCCGAAUCCCCACCCCUGCCGCCUGACCUCCAGCCCCCCACGAACUGCUGCAUGAGGGGCUGCCCCAACUGCGUGUGGGUGGAGUACGCUGACAGGCUGCAGCAGCACUGCGGGGACGGAGGCGCGCGCGCGCUGGCCGCCUUGGAACAGCGCGUGGCCGACGAGGGUCUGCGGGCCUUCCUGCGCGUAGAGAUGCGGCUCCGCGCGGCGCGGGCGCCAGAGCCAUCGGCCCCGGCCCCGGCGCCCCUUCCUAAAGCUAGAACUGGGGGGACUCGCGAAUAAGGGCAGACAAGGUCUAUUCAGCCAUGGCCUAAGGACAAACCAGGUCUGAGCCGGCCAGCUGUGGCGCACCGCCCGCUCCUCACCUGCAGAGGUGGGGAGCUUCAUGAGCUGUGAAACAGGGCUGCAGGUGUCUCGCUGGCUCUCGCCUCCAACUCUCAGUUGUUCUCUGUCCUGUCAAAUAAAGGAAAAAAAAAAAAAAAGGCCGCCAGGAGCAGUGGAUUCCUAGUGCCUGCAUUGAGGGCAAUAAAUAAAAAACAAAGGGCUGCGGAGACAACAUAAUGGUUUUGUAGAAGACUGUCGUGUCUGGAUCCAGGAGGUGGCACACCUGGUUAAGCGCUCACAUUACGGUGUGCAAGGUUCAAGCCCCUGAUCCCCACCUUCGGGGGGAAGCUACAGAACUAGAGAAGCAGGGUUGCAGAUAUCUGUCUCCCUCUCUAUCUCUCCCUUUCAACUUCUCUACCUCUGUCCAAUUAAAAACAAAAAAAGACUUUCAUGCCUGAGGCUCCGAAGUGCCAGCUUCAAUCCCCAGCACCACUAUAAGCCAGGGCUGAACAGUGUUCUGGUAGCUUUCAGUAUCUUUGUCGUUAAAAAAUAUUUUGGGGGAGUCGGGCUGUAGCGCAGCAGGUUAAGUGCAGGUGGCGCAAAGCACAAGACCGGCAUGAGGAUCCCAGUUCGAGCCCUGACUCCCCACCUGCAGGGGAGUCGCUUCACAAGCGGUGAAGCAGGUCUGCAGGUGUCUAUCUUUCUCUCCCCCUCUCUGUCUUCCCCUCCUCUCUCCAUUUCUCUUUGUCCUAUCCAACAAUUACGACAACAAUAAUAACUACAACAAUAA
This is a messenger RNA of Erinaceus europaeus (western European hedgehog), 1353 nucleotides long. It is a transcript of the gene OXLD1, whose product is annotated as oxidoreductase like domain containing 1. The transcript is spliced from 3 exons. Bases 30 to 521 code for a protein of 163 amino acids. Lineage: Eukaryota; Metazoa; Chordata; Mammalia; Eulipotyphla; Erinaceidae. Gene Ontology annotation, cellular component: mitochondrion. The record is from RefSeq and is a predicted model, not a curated record.